Messenger RNA from Megalops cyprinoides (Indo-Pacific tarpon), 1210 nucleotides. RefSeq names its product actin-related protein 2/3 complex subunit 5-like protein. Gene Ontology annotation, molecular function: actin filament binding. The record is from RefSeq and is a predicted model, not a curated record. Gene Ontology annotation, cellular component: cytoplasm; actin cytoskeleton; Arp2/3 protein complex. Bases 364 to 816 code for a protein of 150 amino acids. The transcript is spliced from 5 exons. NCBI's taxonomy places the organism in Eukaryota, Metazoa, Chordata, Actinopteri, Elopiformes, Megalopidae. Gene Ontology annotation, biological process: regulation of actin filament polymerization; cell migration; Arp2/3 complex-mediated actin nucleation.
GGUUGCUCUGUGCGCACCACUCGGGCGUAGCCUACCCCAGUUGGCAGUCAUUGGGUUCUGUUUGGCAGAUCCCCGAAGAGGGAAUAGUGUGUGCGUGCGUCUGGUCGAGGGAAGACACGGACAGAGACAGGACGCCGAGACCUGGAUUGUGUUAAGCUUUUCACUGCUUUGAAGCGACAAGCUCUCCUGACUUGUAGUUGCCACUACCACCACCAAGCAACCAUUCCUGCUGCAAGUACCGGUAAGCUAGCUAGCUGCAACAGUCACCGAUAUUUAUCCGAACCGGAGCAGCGCGACAGUAGCUAGCUAGUGGAGUAGCUUGCUAGCUACCAAACCACCUUUUUCCUUUACGAAGUGGCCCCGAUGGCGAAGAACACUCUUUCGUCGCGGUUCCGGAAGGUGGAUAUUGAUGAAUACGACGAGAACAAAUUUGUGGACGAUCAUGAGGACGCGUCAGAACAGUUGGGACCAGACGCCACAGAGGUAGACAACCUCAUCAGGCAAGGGGACGUGAUGUCGGCUUUUCACAUCGCUCUUCGGAACCCACCAAUCAACACAAAGAACCCGGCAGUGAAGGAGCGAGCGCAGGCCAUCGUUCUGAGGGUGCUGACGUCAUUCAGGAGCAGCGAGAUUGAGCCGGCAGUCAGGUCGCUGGACAGGAACGGUGUGGACUUGCUAAUGAAGUACAUCUACAGAGGCUUUGAGAAGCCGUCCGAGAACAGCAGCGCCAUCCUGCUGCAGUGGCACGAAAAGGCAUUUGCUGUUGGAGGUUUGGGAUCCAUUGUUCGAGUCCUCACAGCCAGAAAGACUGUCUGACUGACUGACUGACAAUGCAAGGGGGAAGAGGACAGGGCAGGGACAGCGCCAACUACAGGGGAGAAUGUGUGGUGCAGAAGGGAAAGUAGAUGGUUAUAUCGCCAAUCCUUUCUUGCAGAAGACUAAACCAAUUUAAAUUACAAAAGGAAAAGAGAAAAAAUAAACACACAAAAAACACGGGAAAUAAUAUUCUGAGUGAAGAGGUACAGUGUAUGUUGGAAUGCUUUUUAUUGUAUCUCUCGCAAAGGUUGUGAGGGGGGAGUGCUCUUGUAUUUAAUGUACACUAUGAUUAUUUCCUUUCUUAUACAAGGUUCCUCACAUCCUCACAUUCCCAUUAGUUUUCAUUUCUUUUUGUUGUUUUUUGGUUUUAAAAUAUGAUUGAAAAACAUGAACA